Messenger RNA from Corythoichthys intestinalis (scribbled pipefish), 986 nucleotides. RefSeq names its product MYST/Esa1-associated factor 6 (gene meaf6). The transcript has 8 exons. NCBI's taxonomy places the organism in Eukaryota, Metazoa, Chordata, Actinopteri, Syngnathiformes, Syngnathidae. Bases 79 to 690 code for a protein of 203 amino acids. Gene Ontology annotation, cellular component: NuA4 histone acetyltransferase complex. The record is from RefSeq and is a predicted model, not a curated record.
CCUUACAGACAAAUUUAUGCGUCGCUACGAGCUCUCCCGCCGCCACACUUUUUGUUUUCCCAUAUUGCUCGAUCCAUCAUGGCGAUGCACGCGAAGGCUACUCCGCCGCAGAUUCCGGACACCCGGCGGGAGCUUGCCGAACUGGUCAAGAGGAAACAAGAACUAGCUGAGACGCUUGUGAAUUUGGAACGACAAAUAUACGCCUUUGAAGGCAGUUACCUAGAAGACACUCAAAUGUACGGCAACAUCAUCCGAGGAUGGGACCGAUACCUAACUAACCAAAAGAACUCCAACAGCAAGACGGACAGAAGAAAUCGAAAAUUUAAAGAGGCAGAGCGUCUUUUCAGCAAGUCGUCAGUUACAUCGGUUGCUGCGGUUUGCGCACUAGGCGGGAUCCCAGAUCACAUGAACGAAAAACGCGAGGCAGGCAGCGGCACGGAAAGCGACGCGUCUCCGGAUCUCCAGAAUCAAGAAAAUGAGCCCAGUCAGGAAGACACGGAAGAUGUGGAUUCGGCCUUGCAGGACUUGAAACCUCAAAAAGCUGCGUCUUCCUCUUCAUCUGGCAGCCAUCAUGGAAGUCAUAAGAAGAGGAAGAACAAAAAUAGGCACAGCCCUUCUGCCAUGUUUGAUUAUGACUUUGAGUUCGACAUGAAAGUGAACAAGAAACCGAGAGCUGAAUAUUCCACCUAAGAAAGACAAAUUCAAGACCCUACAAGAGAAAUAAGACUUUGUGAACUUUGUACACCUUUUAUUUUUCAGUGUACCAUUCAAAACAUUCCCUGGCUUUCAAACGUCCCGCAUGUUUUUUUCCACAACAUUUUUGUAUAGUGUUUAAAAAAACAAAAACAAAGACUAUUUAUUUAGUAGGCAAUCAUCUUAUAUUCCCUUUUUUGUGAACGUCACAUUGUUGUGGAUCCCCUUUUAUCUGUAUUAUUUUUAUGUCAUGGUGUUUUUUUCAAGAAAAUAAAAUGCCAGUGAUGUCGGUA